AAAAAAAAAUCGCCAGCAGUUCGCCCCACGCACCAUGCGAGCUGGAGAGACGCGUCCCGGGCCAUGCUGAACAAGUGUCCGACCCUGCUGCUGGCUCUGACCGCGGUGGCCGGGCUCGUCCGCCGAUGCCGGGGCUGGAGCGACGAGGACAUGCUGCUGCCGCCCGUCAACUCCUCCAACAGGUUCCUGGCCGACCUCGGGGUGGACGUGCGCCUGUCCAGGAGGUCCGCGGAAGGGAGCGAAGCCUCUCCGGACGCGCCGUCCCAAUGCAACGUGAGCGUGCACAGACUGCUGCCCGCCUCGUUGGUGGCCCGCUGGGACAGCAGCUCCGGUUUCCAGUGCGACGUGCUCAUCUACACCACCAACAACCACGGACGGGCUUUUUUCUCCGCCUCCUUCAACCGGGCCAUCUCGCCCGUGGUCAUCGAGCAUCUGGGGACCACCGGGGGUCAGCAGGAGCUGAGGCUGUGCGUGGGCUGCGGGCUGUCCCCCUACCGGAGGCUCGGGCCGGGCAGGACGAGGGGCCAGCAGAGCGGCGACCGGGUCACCUUCUGCUGCGUGGAUUUCAGCCUCGACGAGCUGAAGGGUGACAAAAGUUGGCGGCUGAACAGAAAGCCCAUCGAGUCCACACUUGUGGCGUGUUUCAUGACUCUGGUCAUCAUCGUGUGGAGCGUUGCCGCUCUCAUAUGGCCGGUGCCCAUCAUUGCAGGCUUCCUGCCCAACGGGAUGGAGCAGAGGAGACCCAGGUGACUGACCUCGUCCAGUCGAGGCCGACCGAGCACGUGCUGCCUGGAGCGAAUACUGGAUCCUGAUUGUAGCCAUGAUACUUCUUGCCACAAUGAACGGGCGACUGUUUAUUAAAAUGCGGGUCAUUUGGAAACCCCCGCAGAGGAUUGAGGUAUGAAUGAAUGAAUGAAUGAGAUCUACUGGGACCAAUAGCGACGUUUUUGUUUUUGUAUAUCUAUCUAGCUUAAACCGAGUCAACGUAAAGUCUGCGCAUUUUUCUCUUUAAACCGCCUUUGUAGUUUUGAACCUUUCUAGAAUGUUUGCCUUAUUCCCCGCGUCCAACUUUUGCACUGCACAUGUACCGAAAGCAAAUAUAAUCCACGUAUUUAUCAAAUGUACGCCUUCUCCCGACAAAGGAGCUGUUUAAGAGGGUUCCCGUGUUUAUAAUGCUAGAUUUAUGAUAUUGAGCUUCAUAUAAAGUGCGUGCUUUAUUUGUAUCUGUAACACUUAUGAACAAUACACGUGACAAUAAAAUACGAUAUGACAUCUAUUUUUAGGUAGCUGCUGUUUAUUCUGAUGAUGAACAAAGAUUUAUGUUUUCUGAUUGCACCUAAACACAACGUGUGUGGAAAUCUUAAAAUGGUGAAAUCUUGCCCAAUGACAAAAGCAUCGGUCUGCUCCUCUUUGGAAGAUUAAAAAAAAAUGCUUCUGUAAUACGAGAGGCGGCAUGAUGCCUGAGAAUGGAACUGAUGAGAAUUUAUCGAUUCCCAUGCCAUUAUCGAUACUGCUUAUCGAUCUGAUUCCUGAUUGAUUCUCUUUUCAAUACUCAGCGGGUGAGGGAAUGAAACAAACAUUAAAUGAAAUCAGUGAUGUCAUUAGGCUUUAAUCGAAUAAGACAAAGCUCUGUUUUAAAUGGAUCAAAGAUGAAUAAAAUCACAAGAAAACAAAGCCACGCAGAACUCUUUAUUUCCUCUCUGGGAUCCUUCAGGUCCGGCUUGAGGGUUUCUGUGGUUAAUUAAUUCUGUAACGUCAUUAAAAUCUCCAAUAAUAAUAAUAAUAAUAACAACAAAGCUUCCAAAUGAAGCGCUCAGCACAGAAAGAUGACUUAUUCAUUGUGCCAACCCCCCCUGCAGGAGACCGGCAACUUAAAGCCAGACGAAUGUUGAGAAAAGGCACCCACCCCAUGCUGAGCUGUUUGACUGGGGGUCUUUGGUUUACGACACACAUUGAACUACACUAGGUAGUUCACGCAGUGGGAUCAUAGUACACCCUCACGUCCAUGCUCGGUCACCAUCUUACCAUCGUGUUUUUCACUUGACUGAAUUGUUUCCCAACGAACAUUGACCAUAAUUCGGAUUUCGCUGGUUAAUGAAGUGAUCCAACUUUUAAACUUAAGACACUUAUCAGCACAAAGUUUCAUUUAAGGGCAAGAAACCACAUAGACAUCCAUCCAUCCGUUAUCCAAGCCGCUUAUCCUCACAUGGGUCACGGAAGUGCCGGAGCCUAUCCCAGCUAGCUACGGGCGAAAGCCUCGCUUCACCUCGAACUGGUCGCUAGUACAACGUGGGGCACCAAAGUCAGACGUGUGUACCACUACACCAUCAGUGAUUAUCACAUCAUCCAUACUAUUAUCAAAAAUUACAUUUAAUAUCACCUUAGUGGUGGUGCUGCAAGUCUUCUUUUCCUUUCGGUUUGUCCCGUUAGGGGUCGCCACAGCGUGUCAUCUUUUUCCAUCUAAGCUUUUCUCGUGCAUCCUCCUCUCUAACACCCACUGUCUUCAUGUCCUCCCUCACCGCAUCCAUCAACAUUUUUUUUUUGGUCUUCCUCGCCACUGUUUUAUGAACUUUGCCCUUCAUCCUAGCGGAGACUCUUCUGUCACAUGACACACCAGACACCUUCCGCCAGCUCUUUCAACCCGCUUGGACCCGUUUCUUCACUUCCUUAUCACACUCGUUAUUGCUCUGUAUUGUUGACCCCAAGCAUUUGAAGUCGUCCACCCUCGCCAUCUCUUCUCCCUGGAGCUUCACUCCACAGCUCAAAUUCAAGCACAUAUAUUCUGUUUUACUUUGGCUAAUCUUCAUUCCUCUCCUUUCCAGUGCGUGUCUCCAUCUUUCUAAUUGUUCCUCCGCCCGCUCCC
Molecule: messenger RNA, 2863 nt
Organism: Syngnathoides biaculeatus (alligator pipefish)
Lineage: Eukaryota; Metazoa; Chordata; Actinopteri; Syngnathiformes; Syngnathidae
Product: transmembrane protein 158
Exons: 1
Coding region: 64-750 (228 amino acids)
Source: RefSeq, a predicted model, not a curated record